UCUACCAGAAAUGUCAAAUUAAAACUGCACAUGACCAGACAUUUUAACAGGGCCGUUUUCUACGAGGGUUUCUCCAUUCACAGAUGUGGAUUUGACUGUCGACCAUCACUACAUUAUCAUUGCCCCUACUGCAAAACUACAGUUUUACGAAGAAACGAUUUUGAAAGUCAUUUAAUUGUUUGUAAAGAAGCACAUCCUGAGAGUGUCCUUCGCUUGUGCACUAGCGCCAUGAGUAGCGCACUUGAUGACUCAAAGACAACAGAUGCAAGUAUGGACCACGAACUGUACACUGUACAGAGUCCCUCGGAGGACAUUAAGGAUGGCCCAGAUCAUGCAGAAUUCAUUUAUAAAAUGUCAAAUGAAGAAUUUGUUAGAUUCGUGAAGUUGCGUGUGACCAACGACUCACUUUUCACUGGAAAGAGAAAUUCUUCAACUCUGGCUUAUAGGGCCAUCUUGAAAGAGUUGGGUUUGCAAAGGGAAAUUUCUGCCAGCCAGGCCAGGCGGAAAUGGGAAAACCUUAAGAUGAAGUAUAAGGAAAUGAAGAAUCCCCCACCUGGCGUCUCGGUGAAUCCCACUAACUGGCCGUGGUUCUCCCUUAUGGACGACGCCAUGGAGGGUAGACUCGCAGGAAGUGAAGUCACUCUAGACACUUCUACUCUGGGCGAUGACAGCGAGUAUCGCCCGAACAACACCACACGCCGGAGAAGCAAGAGAGCGCGUGAUCUGGACAGAAGCGAGGUCGAGCUGUUCGUCGAAGAGGAUGACAUGAUGUCUGAAGAAAUGGGGCGAGACAGGGUAGAGCUUGACAGAGACAGGGAUGAGAUGGAGCACGAAAGGGCCAUCCUAGAGAGCGACAAAGCCGCUAUUGAAUACGAGAGGAUGGUCCUGGAGCGGGAGAAGAUGGUUUUAGAUCGAGAAAGAGCAGGAGUAGAACGAGAAAUCGCAGCAUUGGACCGAGACAGGGCCUCUCUGGAGAGAGACAAGGCCGCUGUGGAGAGAGACAGGGCCUCUGUGGAGUACAUCCGAGCUCAGCUGGAAAAGGAAAGAGCGAUUCUUGACAGAGAAAGGGCAAAGCUUGAACGAGAGCGAGCCAUUCUACAGCAGCAGCGUGGGACGGAAAAAGGGAAGCAGACAGCUAAUCUGAACGAUAGUACAGAAGGAACUGAUACCUCGAUUCCCUUAGUGAUGGAACCAGCUUCCUUAGAGAGGAGGCAGAAAUUCCUCAACCUGUUUGAAAAGCUCAUCGAGAACUUCUAAAAUGGAACUAACUGUUCUGAAUGGGACCCAUUAUGUAUAUGUCAUUUUUUUGUACACCUUCUGUUUGAAGUAAAACUGUUUUCUGUUGCCAGAA
Molecule: messenger RNA, 1351 nt
Organism: Sinocyclocheilus grahami
Lineage: Eukaryota; Metazoa; Chordata; Actinopteri; Cypriniformes; Cyprinidae
Exons: 6
Coding region: 31-1257 (408 amino acids)
Cellular component (GO): cytoskeleton
Source: RefSeq, a predicted model, not a curated record